Molecule: messenger RNA, 958 nt
Organism: Microplitis mediator
Lineage: Eukaryota; Metazoa; Arthropoda; Insecta; Hymenoptera; Braconidae
Product: rh5-interacting protein-like
Exons: 3
Coding region: 5-700 (231 amino acids)
Source: RefSeq, a predicted model, not a curated record
UACAAUGUGCUCUGAGAAUAACAAAUGUGUUUGCAGACAUAAAUUCGUUCCAAUGAAUAAGUUCACCUGUACACCGACUGUAGGAGCAUCCUGCACGGAAAACGUAGAAUGUCAACCUGCUCGUUUGCUGUGUCUAGAUAAUAAAUGUCAAUACUAUACUAAUUUUUCUACUGUGUUAAAUAGUAAACCUGUACAAGUUGCAUUGGGAAGCCCAUGCCAAAUAAAUGCAGAUUGUACGAUAUUAAAUUCAAAGUGUGGUAUUCAUAAAAAAUGUGUCUGUGGCGCUAAUACUUUGGCUCUCAAUGAAUCAACUUGUGUGUCGAUUUUACAUGGGUCCUGCUCGAAUGAUGAUCAAUGUUAUCCUUUUCCAGUUCGUUGCUCGUAUAAUAAAUGUCAAUGUAAUCAAGAUUUUACAUCAGUGUCUGCAAAUCAAUGCAUUAAAACAAAUCUACUAUAUUCUUGUAGUAGUGACUUAGAGUGUAGUGACCUAUGGCAUUCACGUUGUUCAAAUGAUGGCAAAUGUGUUUGUAGAUCGAAUAACAUUGCAACAAAUAAUUCUACAUGUCUACCCAUUUUAGGUGGAAAUUGUUGGAAAGACGAUCAAUGCACGACCGAAAAUUCAGCUUGCAUUGAUUUUCGGUGUACGUGCAAGCCAAAAUUCAUUGCUGUUGCUAGAAAUCAAUGCGUAUCUAUUGAUUAAUUGAUUGAAUGUUGAACCAGAAAUUAAUUGCAGCAUUUUUAUGGAACAUGAGUAAUCAAAUCUUCACAGAAAAAUAUUAAUAAUCAAUUGUUUUUCAUUUAUAGUUUUAAUGUUGUGAUCGUUUCAGUGUCAAGUCAUAUCCAUUUAUGUGUUAUCGUUCUUGUUACUUCUCACAAUGUUUAUAACAUUUACCAUCAGACGAUUCCUAUUGCAGACAUUUCAUAGGUUCCAAUAGGAAUUCCAUUAAUGUAGACCUAA